Fopius arisanus is the source of this 1050-nucleotide messenger RNA. RefSeq names its product kynurenine/alpha-aminoadipate aminotransferase, mitochondrial. Lineage: Eukaryota; Metazoa; Arthropoda; Insecta; Hymenoptera; Braconidae. Bases 1 to 1050 code for a protein of 349 amino acids. Gene Ontology annotation, molecular function: transaminase activity; pyridoxal phosphate binding. The transcript has 7 exons. Gene Ontology annotation, biological process: biosynthetic process. The record is from RefSeq and is a predicted model, not a curated record.
AUGGGGGAUGGACUGCAAUAUGGACCGUCCCAAGGAUAUUUUCCUCUGAUAAACAAAUGGAGAGAUUUCCAAAGCCGAUGGCACAGUCCCCCGUUUAAAAAUUGGGAUGUCGCGGUUGUUCCUGGAUCUCAGGAUGGAUUUUACAAAAUUCUCGAUCUCAUGAUCGAUGAGGGGGAUCCUGUCAUGGUUCAAGCGCCUGCAUAUGCGGGAACAAUAGCUGCAGUACACGCGAUGAAUCCGGAAUACAUCGGAAUCCCCCAAGACGCAGACGGAAUAAUUCCCGAGGAGAUCGACCGAAUUUGCAGUGCACGACAAAACGAUAAUCUCAAAUUACCAAAAGCACUUUGCGUGAAUCCAAUAGGUGCGAAUCCCACUGGUUCUGUUUUGACAAUCGAUCGAAAGAAGGAAAUUUACAAGCUCGCCCAGAAAUACGAUUUUCUCAUAAUCGAGGACGACGCCUACUAUUUCGUUCACUUCCUGGAUCACCAGCCGUCAUCAUUCCUGUCCAUGGACACCGAUGGACGAGUCAUUAGAUUGGAUUCGUUCAGCAAAAUCGUGAGCUCGGGCCUGAGACUGGGAGUUAUUACCGCACCCCAGGAAAUCAUCAACAGGAUAAUCGUCAGUCUUCAAAAUACUGUCCUUCACGCGUCGUCUUUAUCACAGAUUUUGAUGUUCAAGCUUUUGGAGGACUGGUCCUCUGAGGAAUUCGAUAGUCAUAUAAAGAGAGUUCAGAGUUUCUACAAGUGUCAACGAGACUUGAUGAUCAGAUCGAUGGAUAAACAUUUGAAAGGCUUGGUGGAGUGGUCGGUCCCCAAGGCCGGAAUGUUCGUCUGGAUUAAACUGAAUACGAAGAAAAAUUCCCUCGAUCUGGUCAUGAAGGAAUUAAUUCCCAACGGUGUCUUCAUCAUCCCUGGAAGUGCCUUCGAUUACGACAGCCCCCAGUCCGAUUCUUAUCUCCGUCUUUGCUACAGUUUCUCUACAGAAGAACAAGUCGACAAGGCAAUGGAAGUUCUUGGUACAAUUCUCCGUCAAUCAAUAGGUAAUAAUUGA